AUGGCCAUCUUCCUCGGUCCAAAGGUACGAAUAAGCUCAGAUCAGGAGCUGCUCCCCUGUGUCUGCCAAGCUUCAAAUAUUUAUGAGAUUGUUGAAACACUUUUUUCAAAGGCCUCAUGUGACAAAGUGCUGCUCCAGCACCGUUCCAUCGUAGGUGGAAUCGAAGAUGGUACGGCCAUUGAGCAGCUCCUCUCCAAUGUAACCGCCUCGCUCGGGUUCUCAUUUACACUGAGCGCUCUGCGAACAGUGGGGACCUUUGACCCGGUGUUCUGA
Molecule: messenger RNA, 273 nt
Organism: Uncinocarpus reesii 1704
Lineage: Eukaryota; Fungi; Ascomycota; Eurotiomycetes; Onygenales; Onygenaceae
Exons: 3
Coding region: 1-273 (90 amino acids)
Source: RefSeq, a predicted model, not a curated record